AAACACUCGCGUGCAUUUUGUGAUUAUAAAAAUUCCUCGAACGGUUUAUCGUCUGGCAACUGUUAUCAGCCGUUUAUCGUGCCGUAUCGUUGGUCAGUGUCGUUAAUAAAAAGCGAGGCGACGGUCGAGAUGGUCAAAAACUGCUAAUGAUUCUAAUCUCGCUUGUGGUGGAACAUUGUGGUUACGACGCCGGAUGCGUUUCUAGUUAAAUUGCACGCAACAAUCUGCUCUGCACAUCAGAUCGCCUUUUAUUUCAACAGUGGCCAGUCGUACAAGACCUCUGUCUUCGUUGUUUCCUAUCUGUCAGUCAGUUUCUCGCCGAGUUUUUACGCGUCCACGUGAACGACUCUGUUGCGUACGCGAAAUAGCUGCACAGCCGACGUACUUGUCACUCGUAACUCAACGUAAUCGUCAACCGUAGCUCGAAAAAAAAGGUAGCGAGAAAAGUGGUGCGUGAUAAUUAGCGACGACAUUCGUUCAAAGUAGCGGAGUUCUCGAUCGAAUUAUCUCGGUGGAAAGGAACUCGUGUGGAAAGCAAGAAUGAGACCGAUCGGCGUGCAAUUUUUCAUCGGCAUUUUCUUCCUUCUUUUCGUGGCUCGAUCGUCAGCAACGUUGACAAAAUUGACCACGUUGGACGACGUGGUGCCCGAUAAGUGGAGGGUCGUGUCUCCUGGCCAACCUCCGCAAAUCGAGCUCCGCUUGUUCAAGAGCCACACGCCAGAGGACAAGACUUGGUCGAGCAGCAUGGAAUAUACGAUCUCGCAGAGCACCGGCGAGUCGGAAAAUCAGGACGCGGAUAAGACAGCGGAAAGCGUGAAGCCGAAAACGCAGCUCGGGUCUAGGCACAUCAUUCGAGGCGCCAGGUUCAGGUGUCCCACGGGUCAGCAAAGGGAUCACUUGGGAAAGUGCAGAGAUGUCUUCGUGAUACCAACUCGAAACAAUGUAUAAGCGCAUUGGACAAGAAACAACGCAGAAGACACAGAGCCUCGUGAAAAUCCCAUCUUCCACCGACGAGUUUCUUUCUUCCCCUUAAAGUUCUCUCUUAACCCAUUUGCAUCAUGGUCCUACUUAAAUUUGCAGUAAAUGACAUCCGAAUUCUUCAUGCAAUCUAUCGAAAAUUUGCUGUUCGAAACGAUUGGCAGGCAAUACUUUUUUCCUCUGUUAUAUACAAUGUAAGACGCGAUGUUCGCGAAGUAAUAAAAAUUAUUUAUUUCAAAAAAAUUAUUUAGAUUAAAAUGGAAAUAAAAAAAGCAGUCGCAGCGCUCGUAAUAAUCCGCGCUUGGUGAUAGAAAGUCGCAGCGCUCGUAAUAAUCCGCGCUUGGUGAUAGAAAGUCGCAGCGCUCGUAAUAUUCCGCGCUUAGUGAUAGAAAGUCGCAGCGCUCGUAAUAAUCCGUGCUUAGUGAUAGAAAGUCGCAGCGUGCGUAAUAAUCCGCGUUUGGUGAUAGAAGACAGUCGCAGCGCGCGUAAUAAUCCGUGCUUAGUGAUAGAAGAAAGUCGCAGCGCGCGUAAUAAUCCGCGCUUGGUGAUAGAAAGUCGCAGCACGCGGAUUAAUCCGUUUGUGAUAGAAGAAAGUCGCAGCACACGGAUUAAUCCACUAUUAGUGAUAGAAAGUCGCAGCGCGCGUAAUAAUCCGCGCUUAGUGAUAGAAAGUCGCAGCGCGCGGAUUAAUCCGCGCUGGGAUGCAAAUGGGUUGAAAAAAAAAAAAAAAAAAAAAUGAAGAGAAUCUUCGAUGUUCUUUUCUUCCAACUUCUGUCAC
This is a messenger RNA of Bombus pascuorum, 1756 nucleotides long. RefSeq lists its product as uncharacterized. Bases 541 to 948 code for a protein of 135 amino acids. The transcript is spliced from 2 exons. NCBI's taxonomy places the organism in Eukaryota, Metazoa, Arthropoda, Insecta, Hymenoptera, Apidae. The record is from RefSeq and is a predicted model, not a curated record.